CAAUCCAUUGGUAGUCAAGCGAUUGCGAAGCGCUGUUUUGCGCAGAUAUGCGCAGAUGCUGAAUGUAUAAUUUUCUGUGUGCCUUCAACUUGUGCGUUUCGCGGUCUUUGUUAUUUUGUGUGCUCUGUAAUGAACUUUGUCGCCAUUGUACUAAGCACAGCUAUGGUGCGCACACCAUAGCUGGUGCAAGGACUGGCUGUAUGCAAUGAGCGAUUGACGUUGGCGGUUAUUGUAAUGCCUGCCAGCGAUCACUUGUGACCGCCUGUGACCAACGAGCUGUGAUAUAAUGGUUGACAACUCUUUAUUCCCCAUUUGAAUCGAUCUUAUGACUUCGUGCUUGGUUAUGUGCCGGUGUUAUUACUUGCUAAGCGACUGGAACGCGAAGAUGUUAAAAACAGUACGCCUCGAAAAGCGCGUUUGCAACGAAGCAGUAGUUUUUGCGUCGAAGUAACAUGUCGGAGGCCAGAAAAUGCGCCCCGUCUCUUACGAAGUUGUCCACUUGUUCGUGAUCGAGCCUGAUUUUAGGAUAGCUGUUCAAGCAGGCGUGCGAUUUUUGUAGUAGCUAUUUGUAUAUUUGACACUAGUGUUCUACUUUUGAGUCGUGGAGGAACGAAAGUACUUCUGGCCAACCUUUCGGUGAUUCCUCGAUAAAUUAUGCGCGCUCUCUCUCGGUUGCUUUGCAGCUUUCCUCGCUUCUUAGGCGGAGUACGUUCACCAAUUUAGCAAAAAUGAAGCUGGCGACCGCCACGCUGCCGGAUUUGAAAGCACUUGCCGGCGCUAUCAUCGAACAACACGAGACAACGCAGGGAGAGAACAAGCUCAAGACAUUUUGCAGUGCCUACAGGCAGGGUACUAAAGUGCAGAAGGCUGAAUUUUUGCAGUUUCUUGCGAAGGAAUUUUACAUUGACAGACAACAGUUUGAGGCAUCUGCCAGGAGCUACUUAGAGGACACUCAGAACGAGCCAGCAUUUCGAUUCAGAGAUGAAGAGCGCCUUGGUGCCCUACUCACGCCAAAAUAUGUGUCGUUCUUUCACAUUCUGGGAAGGAGUGAAGGUGGCGUCAAGUUUCUCGUUGACGUGAGGGGUGAUUUGCUUGAUUUAAUACUUUUGCUACAAACAGAAAACCCUUGCUUCUACGACGUUCGGCACAUGAACAUCAUUCUUAAGGAUCUCUUGGCACUGUGGUUCACAGUGGGCUUCAUCAAGUUGGAGCGCAUCACGUGGCAGUCCUCCUGUGAAAUGCUGCAAAAGAUAUCAGAAUAUGAGGCUGUUCAUCCAAUACGCAACUGGACUGACCUGAAGCGCCGUGUUGGGCCCUACCGCCGCUGCUACGUCUUCACGCACAGUUGCAUGCCUGGCGAGCCCAUUGUAGUGCUACACACUGCCUUGACCAGCUCCAUCUCCUCUUCCAUUCAGAGAAUUGUUGGCCACCGGCACAGUCCCGAGGAACCUGAGCCACCUGAGGAUUGGGAAGACGAAAAAAUCAUAAAGUGUGCCAUCUUCUACUCGAUCUCGUCAACUCAGAAAGGUCUGCAAGGUAUCGAGCUUGGGAAGUAUCUCAUCCAUAGUGUAGUGAAGAAGGUCAAGGCCGAGUUUCCCAAUGUGAAUGAGUUCUCAUCUCUCUCACCGAUCCCUGGCUUUAAGGAGUGGAUCAUGUCAGAAAUUAACAAGAUUCUCAGAGGUAACGCCGAGGCAAGCAAGCUCUUCAAUCGUCAACAGCUGGAGGCCGCUGUGCAGCCAUACAGCGAAAAUAGGCGUCCACUGGAUGCGCUUCUGAUGUUGUUGCGCAACAACGGCUGGUUCCACAUUCCCGAACUGGUCGCCCAGCUUCAGGAGCCUCUGAUGCACCUUUGUGCAAUAUAUCUCUACCACGAGAAGCGGCGCGGUUAUGCUCUCAACAACGUUGCCAACUUUCACCUGAAAAAUGGUGCUGUGAUCUGGAGGCUAAACUGGCUGGGCGACGUUUCUCCCCGUGGGCUCUCAUCAUCUUGCUCCAUUAUGGUGAAUUACAGGUAUUACUUAGAGGACAUGGAAGACUACAGACAUGCCUAUGUGGAGAAUGGAACCAUCACAACUUCUGACAUGUUCAUGCAACAUCUGAAGCCUCUUCACUCCUUGCUGUGAAGUUGUUUAGUAUCUGUGUCUGGUGAAAAUGACACUUGAGUGGUAUUGCCUCCAUUAUGGCAGCUCUCACCAAUUGACUUUUGUGAGUUCGGUAUGCUUGUUAUAUAGCGACGACUUUGUUGGAGUGUCAAGAGCAGUGGAAUUGCUACAAUAUGAUUGUUUUUGCUGGCAAAGGUUGAUGGUAGAGGAUGACAUCAGAAUUGAAUGGCCAAUGAGAACAUUAGUGAGUUUAUUUUCACUAAUCAAAUUUUAAUUGUUUAUGGUUCAGAAAGGCACACAUACAAAACAAGUACACAAGAAUGAGAAGGACAGCACAAACACUGUGCUCUCUAAGCUAACCUUUCUGUGCCAUAAAUCCUUACCAAGUUGCUCUGGUUUCAACCAAUUUAUUAAUUUUGUUCUGCUUAUUUCAGUUGCGAAAUUCAAGCCUGUCAUUGCUCAAGCCAGACACAUACAGGUCCUGAGACUAGCACCAAUUUCAAGACAGCCAUCCAAAAACUUGCAGCGAAAUGCAUUGGUGUUGUACUUUAUAUUUUCUCACAAAGCCUUUCUUGUGCAGUGUGAAACAAAGCUGCGUGGCGCACCACUGCCUUUCGUCGCCAAUUUUGUGGACGAAUGUCCCGAAACUGUGCUAUCAUCAGAAUUCCUGCUAACUGUACAUGUCUUGACACUCUUCAUCACUGACUGGCUUUAAUUCCACAUUUACAAUAUGCAUGCUGAUGUUACUGAUUAGAAAUAGUUAGUGGAAGUAUUUAAAUAAGGAGCGUACUGGAAGUUAUCACAAAAUUUUAGGUGUCUACUGCUGCUGUGAAUUUAGGCCAGUAAAAAUUAUCAUUUUAUGUCAGGGGUCUUAAACUCAAGACAGUCUUCACUGAACCACCUCAUACUUCACUGGCAGCUGUUCUUGAGCAUACCACCUGGCUCUAGCAAAACCUUGCAAUUCUCAUUCCUAUAGUUCAAGAGGCACAAAAGGAAAGCAUUAAGUUGGGUUGAUCAAUUAUAAUUCUAAAAUCGCAGACAGGUGGCUUUUACUGAUACUGCUUGCUGCAGAAUGGAGAUUGGGAAUGCCAGAAAAUGACAAAGUGAAAUACAGUGGUAUUGCCUGCACUACGUAGUGAUGGAAGCUUUCAACAAGUGCUAUAGUAAAAUUUUUCACCAAGGCUGAGGUAAUUUGAUGACGGUAGUUUGUGAGCUACUGCUUUUCUUCUUUCGAAUUCCUGGAGCAGCUCGUUACGUGUUAACAAAUUGUAGGAGCACCUGGUCGAUUUUAGACAAGCAUUGUUUAUAUAUAUAUAUGAAGAAAGAGAUAACUAUUUUAACAUAAGACAUAGGCAAGAACUCAGCAUGACAACUUUGUACAACUUUUCUUUUUUUUUUUUUUUAUUGCACGAAAGCAACAUCUUUGACGUCACAUAACAACAUCAUCACCAUUGCAGUUUGGGCCUUAAAUGUAAUAAUGGAAGGUCAUCCCUGCUUUGCCCCUCUAAUGAGUCAUAUUUUGUCACUGAACCAGGGCAGGCACAAAGCUAAAGAAAAAUGAAAUAUAAAAGUAAUCUAUCAGCCUGGCCUAAUUUAGCACUUCCGAUUUUGUGUUCUUUUAAACUGUUAUAGCCCAGUGGUUGUGCAAUAGCUGACUGUAGCCAAGUUAGCAUCAGUCAUUAUGGUGUUUUCACUUAGGAAGUAUUCUUUUAACACAACUUUUUCAGAUGUGAGCAAAACUCACCUGUUCAUAAGAAACAAGCCAGGCAACGAUUUAUGCUUGACCAUGUCAAAAGCAAUGUUCAUUAUGUUACGAGGUUAAAAAAAGAAAGUCCUCUGUGUAUAAAUGAUGUCGUUUUUGUUUCCUCACUGCUGUGCCUGCAGCAUAUUCAGCAGCACAAGCAUAAAGAUUUGUUGUUUACCGAUUUUUCACGUGUAAAUAAAAAAAUUACGUAGCUA
Dermacentor silvarum is the source of this 4061-nucleotide messenger RNA. Its product is annotated as malonyl-CoA decarboxylase, mitochondrial. Gene Ontology annotation, molecular function: malonyl-CoA decarboxylase activity. The transcript is spliced from 10 exons. Lineage: Eukaryota; Metazoa; Arthropoda; Arachnida; Ixodida; Ixodidae. The record is from RefSeq and is a predicted model, not a curated record. Bases 729 to 2123 code for a protein of 464 amino acids. Gene Ontology annotation, cellular component: mitochondrial matrix; peroxisomal matrix. Gene Ontology annotation, biological process: fatty acid biosynthetic process; malonyl-CoA catabolic process; acetyl-CoA biosynthetic process.